Asparagus officinalis (garden asparagus) is the source of this 750-nucleotide messenger RNA. RefSeq names its product zinc finger MYM-type protein 1-like. The record is from RefSeq and is a predicted model, not a curated record. Gene Ontology annotation, molecular function: protein dimerization activity. The transcript has a single exon. NCBI's taxonomy places the organism in Eukaryota, Viridiplantae, Streptophyta, Magnoliopsida, Asparagales, Asparagaceae. The coding region runs from base 1 to 750 and encodes 249 amino acids.
AUGAUGAAAGAAGCCAAUGAACUUGCUAAUGAUGUUGGUAUCGAUCCGACAUUUCCGAUAAAAAGAGUGGUUCGUAGAAAGAAGCAUUUUGAUGAGGAUGUGGAAGCGAAUGUGGAAGGUAGUCAAUCACCGGAGGAUAAUUUUAGAGUUUCCUAUUUCCUCCACAUUAUUGAUCAAGCUCUUACAUCACUCAAAGAUCGUUUUGAACAAUUCGAGCUCUAUGAAGAAAUCUUCGGUUUUUUGUUUAAUGCAAAGUUCAUGAGCAUUGGUGAAGAAAAAUUAAUGGAACAUUGCAUUAGAUUACAAAGCUACUUGGAACACAACCAACAAUGUGAUAUACAUGGAAAAGAUUUAUUCAAUGACCUACGAGCUUUGCAAACAAUAUUGCCGAAGGAAGUGACUAAAUCAAUAGACAUCCUUGACUUCAUAAGAUCUUAUUGGGAUGAUGGUGGCUUUCAAUGUGCAUGGGUUGCUUAUCGGAUUUUGUUAACUAUCCCAGUUACGGUUGCCUCGGCGGAGAGAAGUUUUUCCAAGUUGAAAUUGAUAAAAAGUUAUCUUCGUACUACCAUGUCACAGGAACGAUUGAAUGGAUUGGCAAUGAUAUCAAUUGAAAAUGAAUACUUAGAGAAACUUGAGUAUGAUGACUUAAUUGAAGAAUUCGCUUCAAAAAAUCAAGGAGAAGUAUUUUUCUUUGAAUUAAAUUGUAACACAAAUGUAAUCUCUUCUUAUAUGAAUAUUGAUUUUGCAUGA